GGGCGAUCGUUCAAUUAAACCCGCUAUAAUGUUUCAAUGAGGAUUGCGUAACCGCAAAAGUCACGUGGAACCGAUCGCCAGGUAGAAUCUUGCGGCGAGUGAGGAAGCCGAAAAGAUUUAUUUUAUUUUUUUCGCACAUAAUUCUCGGGACGAAAUUUCCGAAAACCAGUUCAACGCUCUUUACUGUCGUUAAUUGAUCAUGCGAGCUUCGCCGCGGUCACCGUGAGUGUCAUUUUUGAGUAAGUGUGCGACAAAAAAUACCACGAUGAACGGCAACAAGAACUACCCAAGUCGCGCGGACUUUUUAUCGGAAGACGCGAUAAACGACGGCCUCAAGUAUAGCAGGAACGGGGGUUGUUUCGUCACGACGAAAAAGGCUAUAGCCUUCGUGGUGCUGGCCCUGCUCUCGCUGGCCGUCGUCAUAGUGCUGAUGUACUACUACGGACCUAACACUAAGCUGAGAAUGCUUCAGCGCGAAGCGGCCAACGACAUCGAACAACUUCUCAAUGAAACGCUCAACGAAAAAGUCCCUGAGGAAGAGCUCAGGCUACCCAAGCACGUCCACCCCAUCCGCUACCGCUUAAAAAUUCACCCCGUGCUAGACGAAGACUCGAAAAACAACUUCUCGUUCACCGGGCAAGUGACUAUCCUCGUCAACUGCACCACGUCCACGGACAAGAUCGUCCUGCAUGUUGACGACCUCAAAAUUACCGAUACGGACGUGAAGGUGAGCGCGGUGAAGUUGAGGAGCCUCCACAAUGUCACCAGGAGAGAGGCGAUCACAUCCGCAGAAGACGACGUCAUCCAGACCGACGCCACAACUACGGAACUGCCCCUCACCACGGAAUCUUCCACCGAGGUGGUUACCGAAGAAGACCUAGUGCCGUUGGGUAUCGAGGAGAUCCUUCGGGACACGCAGAACUUCAAAAUCACCAUCGUCCUUCGGGACAAGCUGUACGCAGGAGAAGUUUACAAGGUCCACGCCAAGUUCUCCGGCGAGAUCCUCAACAACUUGGUCGGGCUCUACAGAACGAGCUACGUCGACACCGCCGGUAACGUCAGAUGGCUCGCCACCACUCACUUUGAGUCGGUCUACGCUCGCAGCGUAUUCCCUUGUUUCGACGAGCCCUCCUUCAAGGCCUCCUUCGAGAUCAGCGUCGCGAGACGCUCCACUAUGACUGCCCUCUCCAACAUGCCGCUAAAGGAUACCGAACCGAUGAACGAAACCGGCUGGGUAUGGGACCACUUUGAAGCAUCGCCUCCUAUGUCCACUUACCUGGUGGCCUUCACCGUGAGCGAUUUCGAGAGUUUGUCGGCCAAUACGACAGCCGGACCUGUGCUCAAGGUGUGGGCUCCGAGAGACGACCUGCCCAAAGCUCGAUACGCCCUUGAAUCUGCUCAGGAGAUCUUACCCUUCCUGGAGAAUUACUUCGGUAUCAAAUACCCCCUUCCAAAGCUCGACAUGCUCGCCAUACCCAGUUUUGGCAAAGAAGCCAUGGAGAACUGGGGUCUGAUAUCGUUUAGGAAGUCCACGUUCUUGUUCGACCCCUCGUCGCGUAGCAUGAAGACCAAGAGUUUGAUUUUCGCCAAGAUCGCCCACGAGUUGGCCCACCAAUGGUUCGGUAAUUUGCUGACCAUGGAGUGGUGGUCCGAUUUGUGGCUAAAUGAAGGCUUCGGCACCUUCAUGGCGGAAGUAGUGCUCAACAGCCUCAGACCGCGGUGGCACGUGUACAGCACACUUCAGCUGCGCGAUGCCUACAAGACGCUGUAUUUCGACAGCCUCAAAUCUACUCACAGCAUUGAGUCCGAUAUAACAACCACGGCUCAGAUCGAGCAGAUCUUCGACACAAUAGUGUACCAAAAAGGCAGCAGCGUACUCAAAAUGCUUAACCACACCCUUACUAAGGAAGUUUUUAAGCAGGGUCUCCACAACUACUUGAAGAAGUUCUCGUACAAGUCUACCAACCAGGACGACCUGUGGGUGCUGUUCAACAGCAGAGCGCACAACCAGAGCAUCAUCCCCGAGAACGUCACCGUCAAAGCGUUAAUGAACUCUUGGACGUCGCAGAGCGGGUACCCCAUCGUGACGGCCACCAGGGACUACGCCACAAAGACAGUUAAAAUUAACCAGACCAAGAUGACGGAAGACAUUAACUCCACCUCCGACGCUCUCUGGUUCGUUCCGAUCACCUACGCAACCAGAAACGACAACGUGGUCAGAAGCAUCUGGCUGGAGAACGUCAGGGAGACGGAGCUCAGCCUUCCCGACUCCGACAACGACACGUGGCUCCUUUUCAAUAUCGACGAGACGGGCUUCUUUAGGGUUAAUUACGAUAUUCAUAACUGGAAGCUGCUCAUCUACCAGCUGCGCAGGAACCCCAACAAGAUCCCGGUUUCUAACAGGGGUCACCUCAUCGACGACGCUUUUCAACUGGCCAACGCUGGAGUCAUCAACUAUACGGUAGCGUUCGAAUUGGUCAAGUACUUGACUAUUGCGGAGGCCAACUACAUCCCCUGGUACAGCGCAUUGAGAAACAUGGAGGAACUGAGAGUGAUUAUCAGCAACUACGAGUACCUCGGCCUCUACGACAACUUCAUCUUGAAGUUGAUCAGGCCCAUGUUCGACGAGCUCGGUACCAGGGAGCGAACCUUUGACACCCAAAACGAAAAGCUGCUCAGAUUAUUGAUCGUGACGUCUGCCUGCAGACUGAGGCACUCGACGUGCACCCGUUGGGCCCGUGGCCACUUCUACGAGUGGAUGAACAUGUCUGAUCCCGACCAAGACAAUCCGAUCAACGUCGACUACAGGUUUACCGUGCAGUGUUCCGCCAUCAAGUCGGGCGGUCCGGCCGAAUGGGACUUCUUGUGGAACCGCACGCUUUCGAGGUCGAUGUCCCCCAACGACCUCCAGACUGCGUACUUAAGUCUAGGAUGCACAUACGACCCGUGGCUAAUCAAUAGGUACCUGGAGUACUCCCUCGUCGGCAACAUGACGCUCGAGAGCGUCCAAUACGUGUGGAAGUCCAUCAGCCACCCGGUAGGGGUGAGGACCGGAUUUCAAUUCCUCCGGCUCAACUGGGACAGGAUCUACGACACCUACGAGGACGUUUAUCCGGUGUUUAGCGCCAUCUUCCACGACUUCGUGUCGCAGUUGUCCACCGAGAUCGACCUCGAGGACUUGACGACGUUCUACAAGUUGCAUCAGAACGACUUGAAGUCGGUAUCGACCGUUCUGCAGACGUCGGUCGACCAGAUGAAGGUGCGGAUCAAUUGGAAGCAAAAGCACCUGGACUCGGUCGUUAAUUGGUUGAAAAGAAACAAGUACUAA
Molecule: messenger RNA, 3328 nt
Organism: Cylas formicarius (sweet potato weevil)
Lineage: Eukaryota; Metazoa; Arthropoda; Insecta; Coleoptera; Brentidae
Product: aminopeptidase N-like
Exons: 9
Coding region: 266-3328 (1020 amino acids)
Biological process (GO): proteolysis; peptide catabolic process
Cellular component (GO): cytoplasm
Molecular function (GO): zinc ion binding; peptide binding; metalloaminopeptidase activity
Source: RefSeq, a predicted model, not a curated record